Mercurialis annua (annual mercury) is the source of this 1207-nucleotide messenger RNA. RefSeq names its product GDSL esterase/lipase At2g30310-like. The transcript has 3 exons. NCBI's taxonomy places the organism in Eukaryota, Viridiplantae, Streptophyta, Magnoliopsida, Malpighiales, Euphorbiaceae. Gene Ontology annotation, biological process: lipid metabolic process. Gene Ontology annotation, molecular function: lipase activity. Bases 1 to 1080 code for a protein of 359 amino acids. The record is from RefSeq and is a predicted model, not a curated record.
AUGGAAACAACCAUCAACAUCUUUAUUUGCUUAGCCAUAUUUUUAUAUAGCACUUCCUACUCUAUAGCUACAAAUAAUACUUCUUUACCGAAGUUUCCAGCAGUUUUCUUCUUUGGUGAUUCUAUAUUCGAUACCGGUAAUAAUAACUAUAUCAAGACAAUAUUUAGGGCUAAUUAUCGCCCUUAUGGUCAAGAUAUUAAUGGUGGGGUUCCUACGGGUAGAUUUUCUAAUGGAAAACUUAUUCCUGACAUGUUGGCUUCUGUUCUUGGAAUUAAGGACAGCGUCCCUCCAUACUUGGAUCCUAAUCUUACUGAUGAUGACCUUAUUACUGGUGUUAAUUUUGCAUCAUCUAGUGGCGGAUUUGAUGAAAGAACGUCUCUCUUAACAAACGUUAUUCCUGUUUCGACGCAAGUAAAUUAUUUCAAUGACUACAUAACAAGACUUAAAGGAAUUGUUGGAGAGAAAAAAGCUAUGGAAAUAAUCAAUUCUUCUUUGGUGGUAUUAGAUGGUGGAACCAAUGAUUUUAACUUCAAUAUAUUUGACAUUCCUGCAAGAAGAUUCCAAAUGACGGCAACCCAAUACAUAGAUUUUCUAUUAAAUAAGGAGGAAGAUGCUAUUAGGAAAUUGUACGAUCUUGGAGUGCGAUCUUUUAUAGUAGCUGGAAUUCUUCCUAUUGGCUCUUUACCCCUUCAAACAAGUUCAAGAUAUAUUGAUCCAUUUCAGCUAAAAUAUAGUUUGGAUGAACAAAAUAAAAUAUCUCUGGAUUAUAAUAAGAAGCUCAUCAGCCUAUUAAUUAAAUUACAGCAAAGUCUUCCGACAUCGAAACUUGUUUAUACUGACUUAUAUUUCACAAUAUUAGGCAUGAUCACCCAUCCCGCCAAAUAUGGUUUUGAGGAAACAAAGAAUGGGUGUUGCGGAAGCCUUAUUCUAAAACAAGGUAUCUUAUGUGAUCCGAUAACUCCACCAUGUAAAGAUCCUUCAAAGUAUUUAUUUUGGGAUAGAAUUCAUCCCACUUCAACAGCUUACGGAUACAUUAUUAAUUUUAUGGUGCGAAACGUGCUUCCUAAAUUUCUCUCCUAGUUAAGGAAUGAUAUGGAAAAAGUAUCCAACAAGCAAUGACCAUAAUAUAUCAAGACUCUAUUUCAGUUAGAACAAUAUAAACUAUUGUUACUCGGGAAGUCAUAAGUUGUUUGAAACGUACCUCAAA